Nematocida minor is the source of this 480-nucleotide messenger RNA. RefSeq lists its product as uncharacterized. The transcript has a single exon. The record is from RefSeq and is a predicted model, not a curated record. The coding region runs from base 1 to 480 and encodes 159 amino acids. Lineage: Eukaryota; Fungi; Microsporidia. Gene Ontology annotation, molecular function: GTP binding.
AUGAGCACAAGCGUUGUCAUAGCUAUUGUUGUAGCACUGCUGGCCAUUGCAGCCACCGUCUGGGCCUUUAGCAAAAAACAGAAGAAAAAGAGACAGGUUGUUCUUAUUGGGCGCAAGGGCGUGGGAAAGACCCGGCUGUUUCUUGCCCUUGCACGAAAGCACAGUCCGUCCCAGAGAACCAUUCCCUCGUUUGAUGUGAAAAAAGAAAAGAUAUCAUCUGGCGUGGUUCUUGUAGACACGCCAGGAGCCAACAGCUUUGAAAGCAUGUCUUUGCUAGAGGAUCUCUCAUCUGAUGACAUUGUUUUGUACAUUUUCAAUAAAAGCGCAUACGAAGUGCCAGAGAAGCUGGAGACCCGUGCGCGCAUUUCAAAAAUAUACACAGGAAGUGGAGAGCUGCACGCGUGCACAAACUAUGUAAAGAUGGAUGAAACAGUUCACGAAGAACACGUUGAAGAGCUAUUGCACCAAAUACUCCGAUAG